Molecule: messenger RNA, 219 nt
Organism: Ceraceosorus bombacis
Lineage: Eukaryota; Fungi; Basidiomycota; Exobasidiomycetes; Ceraceosorales; Ceraceosoraceae
Source: the annotation of a GenBank genome assembly
GUGUGAAUGCGCUACCAUCGCGCACCUUUGCAGCCGCACACCGGUGUAAUGCCAUGGCUUGAUCCAUCAGCGGACCCCGAUGUGCACUUCCAAUCAAGCGUGUCUGUCGCCGCAGGGCAAUAUUCACCCACUGCCAUUGACGAGUUGAUCGGAGGAGUACGAUUUCAUUGCGCACUGCGUCAGACACCGCACAGAGAGGCCUGAGCUGCACACGCGCAC